UUGAGGUCGAAUUCAGGGAAUAAAAUUGCACUGCUAGCAAAAUAUUGUCGUAAUGAUGGCGGUGAAUUGGGGAGGCCUUAUUUGUGUCGUUUUCUUCUAUAUCAUCAUCUUGGCAAUUGGCUUGUACGCCUCAAAAAAAACUAAAGGUACAUCUUCCACGGAUGAGGUGAUGCUUGCAGGGAGAAAUAUUGGUCUAUUACUCGGUGUCUUCACAAUGACAGCUACUUGGAUCGGCGGUGGUUUCAUCAACGGGACUGGUCAAUCAGUGUAUGAGUCGGGGUUGUUGUGGACGCAGGCCCCAUUUGCGUACGCGUGUAGUCUAUUUAUAAAUGGACUAUUUUUUGCGAAAAAAAUGAGAGAGCAAGAUUAUGUAACAAUGUUGGACCCUUUCCAAUUGAAGUUUGGCCCAAUGAUGUGUGGACUCCUGUCUAUACAAGCUUUAUCUGGAGAGCUGUUCUACUGCAGUGCCAUUCUUUCAGCUUUAGGAUCAACUUUCAGUGUAAUUCUAGAUAUAGACACAACUCCGGCCAUCAUUGUCUCAGCAUGUAUAGCCAUGUCCUAUACAUUGUUUGGAGGUCUGUAUUCAGUGGCUUACACCGACGUUGUCCAGAUGAUUUGUAUAUUUUUUGGUUUGUGGUUAUCGGUUCCAUUCACAUUCACAAACGAACAUGUCAGCAGUAUAGUCGAGACCAGUUCUACGUGGUUAGGUACAUGGGAUAAUAGAUAUGCCGGUAUAUGGUGUGACUAUACAUUACUAUUGCUUUUAGGAGGUUUGCCAUGGCAAGAGUAUUUUCAGCGCGUGCUGUCCGCGAAAAGUGCUCGGAAUGCACAGAUUCUGUCCUUCGCUGGUUCAAUGGGCUGUCUUUUUAUGACAAUACCCCCAUGUCUUAUCGGAAUCGUUGCAGCAAGUACAAAUUGGACUGCAACAGACUACAGACAAGAAAUCAAAGAUAGUAACAUUGUUCUACCACUAGCCUUACAAUACCUAACCCCACAGGUUGUAUCUAUCAUCGGCCUGGGAGCCAUUUGUGCUGCUGUAAUGUCGUCAGCAGAUUCAACUAUUCUCUCUGCAAGUUGCAUGUUCGCUCGAAAUAUAUACAAAGGUCUGAUAAGACAUAAUGCAACCGAGAAAGAGAUCGUAUGGAUGAUGAGAUUUUCAAUUAUCAUCUUUGGAUCCAUUGCCACCAUACUAGCAAUUACCAUAAACUCAAUAUACGGUCUCUAUUAUCUAUGUUCUGACUUUGUAUACGUUAUCCUAUUUCCCCAACUCGUCUCCGUUUUUUACAUUGACUUCACAAACACCUAUGGCUCAUUUUUUGCUUAUACCAUCGGCCUGAUAUUACGACUUGGCGGCGGUGAACCACUGUUGAAUCUCAAACCGUUCAUAGAGUAUCCAUAUUUCGACGACGGUGAACAGCUAUUUCCGUUCCGUACAUUCUCCAUGCUCAUCUCAUUCACGACACUGCUUCUAGUUUCUCGCCUGUUUCAAUAUCUAUUUAUUAGGAAAAUUCUGGAUAAAAAAUGGGAUGUUUUCAAGUGUGUGGUAAACAUACAACACACGGAAGAGGAACAACUGAAAAUGAAAUGUAAACGUGUUGCUGCAGUGUAGAUGGUAAUAAUUUAAAUAUAUCUGAUAUUAAAUCUUAAUAUCAUAUAUUCUUAUUAUCUUUUUUUUUAUGUGUAUAUUUAUAUAUUCAGCAUUACCGCAAAACAGCUUACGGUUUUUGCAUCAUUGUUUAUUAGAAGUAUAUCUUCGAAAAUAAUAUUCGUAGAAAACACUAGUGCCAAGCGUACGUGAAGACAGGCAUCGAGCAUCUCCAUAAAUAUUACUAUACUGUGAGGUGCUAAAUAAAUCGUCGUUGUUGCUAUAAUAAUAAUAAUGAUGAUGAUAAUAAUAAUAAUAAUUAUUAUUAUUAUUAUUAUUAUUAUUAUUAUUAUUGUUGUUGUUGUUGUUGUUGUUGUUGUUGUUGUUGUUGUUGUUAUGCUGCAGAUUACAUGUGUUUUGUUGCUUCAUUUUCUUCACUUAAUUCAACGGGUUCCAAAUGUUCUCAAUUUAUUUAUUUUUUCACUUCAUAAUAUAGAGCCUUUUUAAUUUAUAUAGACAUACACGUUUGUAGUUGGUGGUCUUCACAUACGUACAGUUGUUUAUUCUUUGUUCUGUUCAGUUUCUGUUUAAUUUCAAUUUCAAUGUUUUAUUUAUUGUUGAGAAGGGUUUUCGAGGGGCGUUUAUUUUAUUGGUGUAAAAUUGGUAAAUAUAUACUCAUAUAAACGUCCCUUAAUUUCACUUUAAAUAUGGAGUUACAACACAUAGUUGCCGUCAAAGUAUUUUAAUGCGUGAUUUUAACGACAUAUUGAUCCCAACAAGGUUAGAAAAAGUGCAAUUCUACUUGAGUAGAACAUUAAUAGAAUAAGUAUAGAUUAUGUUGCGUCCAUUAUAUUUGUUAACGUAAUUUCCAGGGUGGAAGCAUUUAUUCAAAGAAAAAAUAAACGCCUUGCCUUUUAUCGGAGGACUUUAUACAAAAAUGAGGCUCAGAGCGGCGUGUAUAUUCGAAGGUGCGUUCAUUCGAACAAAUGCGGUACACCAAAACAAUGAAAUUAGAUUAAAACAAGUGAAAUUGAAACAUUGGCUAUCAUUUUAGUCAUUACAUUACAAUAGAAUAUUAAUAGACGUUUUAUGACAACUUUAAAUGAAUAAUAUGAUAUUAGUUGUUCAAGUCAGACUGCUUUGUAAAUGCACCAUUAUUUUUAUUACCUGAUUGUCAGAUUAUUUAACUUAGUAUCAUUUUACUUUACAUUAUUAAUUUACUUUGAAUUAUUACAAAAAAUAAAUGUAUUGGUAUAUUAUAAAAAUAAAGAGAAA
Anneissia japonica is the source of this 2860-nucleotide messenger RNA. RefSeq names its product high-affinity choline transporter 1-like. The transcript has 8 exons. Gene Ontology annotation, cellular component: plasma membrane. Lineage: Eukaryota; Metazoa; Echinodermata; Crinoidea; Comatulida; Comatulidae. Gene Ontology annotation, molecular function: choline:sodium symporter activity. The record is from RefSeq and is a predicted model, not a curated record. The coding region runs from base 53 to 1609 and encodes 518 amino acids. Gene Ontology annotation, biological process: choline transport; transmembrane transport; acetylcholine biosynthetic process.